AUUUGUGAUCUCCUGGAUGGAGCAAGAGGAAGAGCUACAGGUCCUGGAUCCCCAGGACUUGGAGAAAACAGAGAUCCCAAGGUUCACAGGGCCCCUGCCUGUCAGAGCACAGAUGGACAGUCCUGUCCCUGCCUCUCAGUUCCUGUGUGAUGGGCAAUCAGAUAAACCAGCAUCUUCAUAGGUGGCCACUGUGUGUUCCUCAUGUGCUGGGUGCCCAGUUGAGACAUCUGGGGCCGGGCUGUGGAAGUGCUGAGCUUGCCCAGCUGCAGCUGGUGUGAUGGGAGCUCUGCCAUGAACACACACUGCGGUAACUUGCCGAGUGCUCUGAAAAGUCAGACUCUCAACAUCCCAAAUUGGGCACCCGCAGUGCGUUGACAUUGACACCUUUGGUCUCCGUUCCCCAGGUAUCAAAUGGAGGUAAUUCCUCCUCACUUCAGAGCUAGUGCUGUGCCACCAUCCAUCACUUAAGGCAGUGCUUGAAAUUAAUGGGCGUUUGGAGCCUAACUGCCCUUAAGGACUGGGCCUAAGCUGCUGCCUAGAGAAGCCUGUGAAGAAAUGAAUCAUUCUGUAUUUGGGGCAGGGUUUGGACAGGGUCUAGUAUCACUGCAUAGGGCCAUACACUGUCUGGUGAGGGCAAGAAGAAAUACAGAAGUACCUGUUCUCUGAGCACCGUCUGUCCCAUACACUGAAUUAGGCAGGGUCCUGUGGAAAAAAUAGCAUGUGGUCAUGUAAUGAAAGACUGUCUCCUAAUUCAUAUCCCCAGGGCGCAGGGUAAGGCUGCAGAGCAACCUUAAUUCUGGCAUUUCCUAACUUCUGCGGGUUUGACUCUGCAACCGUAAUGUUUUGUUCAUGUAAGUCAGACAUAUUUGUAAACCCUUUCCAGGUGCCCUGUCCUGUUCAUUAGACCACAUGCUGCACGAUACAGUAUAAAGAGCAGCUCGUUCCAGGGCUGAUUGGGGACAGUAAAUAAACCUCUUGCCUCAAAAGCCUGGAAUGUAGACGGGCAUUGCAGGCUAACAAAUCCAGGUUCUGGGGGUCCCAGAGAGAGCAAGGUCCAGCACUGUGGAGGCCAUCCCAGAAGUGCCGUCAGCCCUUCCUCCUCAUCCAUAUUGAGAGGCUCCCCCUGCAAUGCCUGUGUGGCUCUGAGGCUGCUUAGGGCUUUAUACGGUAACACCAUCACCUCAGAUUCCAGCUGGAAGCCUGGUGGAGCAGAACUCAAGAGAGAUGGGCUAGUGCUUCUCGGGUGGAGGCUGCCAGGAGAGGCAAGGGGAGGACAAAUAGAGAACAUCCCUAGGUGUGCGUAAUAUUUGGGGCAUGUGUCUCAGCUGGAUGGGAAGUGGGUGUGUAAUUAGGCACAAGAAGGCAGCUUGCCUUGUGAGAUGUGGGCACUUCGUGGAGCAGAGGAGUAUGCACAGGGGGCAGGGAUCUCAGGACUGAGCAAAUGAUGGGGCAGACACUCCCAGCCUGGAGUGAGCCAGUUCCAGAAGGAAGGUGAAAGGGGGUUGGUGUUGAAUGUCUCUUCAACCCAGAGCUAAUCCAAGCUUUCCCUAAGUCCUGAGUGGGUUCUGGGAUCAUUCUCAUCCUUGGUCUGGGUGUUAAGACAGGAUGUUGGCCUGUGCUCUGUCUUGGGAGGGUGUACAAAUCACCUGCUGUUUUUCAGUCUUCUACACUAGGAAGUUGCUGUGUUUUAACUUUAGGAGUGAAAACCCGUUUAGUGCAACUGGUUCAAACUCCUGUGUCUGGACGCUCUGAUUUUGCUUUGAGUGGCUUAAAACUUAUGCUCAGUUCACUUAAGCUAUGCUGAAAUAAGCGCAUUCACACAGCCUUUGGCACAGGCUCGACCAAAUAGAUUUUAGAUCACAUCUUAAGUUAAACAGGUGCCACUCUGUAGACAAGGCCUCAAACGGGCUGAAUCCCCAUGCCUGUGUCCGCAUGCUGCCUUCUCCCCCCCGCCCCCAGUUACCUUGGACAUGGGCUGAGUCAUGGCCAGAUUCUCUUUGUUCCAGCAGUAGAUGGGGUUUUGGGUGACAAUGUUGUGGAGACACCUGAUCCUGAGGAAACUGAUCUGCAUGGGACACUGCUAGGGGGGGCCAGCGGGGCCCUUCUCCAGAGUCCCAAGCGUGACUGCAAGGCGGGCUGGGAAUGGCAAGGCCCUGCAAGCCAACCCAUCCCCAGUGAAGGAGCUACAGGGGAUCAUCACAAUGCUGCUGCCCAGCCAAGAGCCUCCACUGGGGAUAAGCCCUAUAAAUGCAGCGAGUGUGGGAAGGGCUUCAGCCAGAGCUCUGACCUCAUCCGGCACCUGCGCACCCACACCGGCGAGCGCCCCUACAAGUGCCCCGAGUGCGGCAGGGGUUUCAGUGACAGCUCCACCCUGCUCAAGCACCAUCGCAUGCACACAGGCGAGCGCCCCUACAAGUGCACGGAGUGUGGCAAGGGCUUCAUCCUCAGCUCCUACCUCAUCCAGCACCAGCAGGUGCACAGCAGGGAGAAAGCCCACAAGUGUGCUAGCUGUGGGCAGUGCUUCGGCCAGAGCUCGGAGCUGGCGCAGCACCAGUGCACCCACCUGGGCGAGCGCCCUUACAAGUGCAGCGAGUGUGGAAAGGGCUUCAGCCAGAGCUCUGACCUCAUCCGGCACCAGCGCACUCACACCGGCGAGCGCCCCUACAAGUGCCCAGACUGCAGCAAGGGUUUUAGCGACAGCUCCACGCUCAUCAAGCAUCAGCGCACACACACUGGCGAGCGCCCCUACAAGUGCACAGCCUGCGGCCGGGGCUUCAGCGAGAGCUCCACCCUCAUCAAGCACCAGCGCACGCACACAGGCGAGCGGCCCUACUUGUGCACCGAGUGCGGCAAGAGCUUCAGCCUCAGCUCCACGCUUUUCAAGCACCAGCGCACGCACACAGGUGAGCGGCCCUACUUGUGCACAGAGUGUGGCAAGAGCUUCAGCCUCAGCUCCAACCUCCUGCAGCACCAGCGCACGCAUGCGGGCGAGCGCCCCUUUGCCUGCACCCUGUGUGGCAAGCGCUUCACGCAGAGUUCCAACCUGCUGCAGCACCAGCGCACCCACACCGGGGAGCGCCCCUACCAGUGCACCCAGUGCGGCCGCCACUUCAGCCUCAGCUCCAACCUCAUCCAGCACCAGCGCAUCCACUUGGGCGAGCGCCCCUACGCCUGUGCCCAGUGUGGCAAGCGCUUCGGCCUCAGCUCCAACCUGCUGCAGCACCAGCGCACCCACACCGGGGAGCGCCCCUUUGCCUGCGCCCAGUGCGGCAAGCGCUUUGGUAACAGCUCCACCCUGAGCAAGCACCGCCGCACCCACGUGGGGCAGUGCCCCGAGGAUUUUCGGGACAGUGCCAUGCUUCUGCAGCACCCACAUACCCACCAGCAUGAGCAGCCCUACCAAUGCACCGAAUGCAGCAAAGCUUUCAGCCAGAGCUCCAGCUUGGCCCAGCACCAGCACACCCACAAAGACUGGCUCCUCUGUGCCAUCGCACCCUGCCCCUAACCUUAACUGUUAGGUCCUGGGAAGUGCCAAGGGGCCCUGCCCCUAACCUUGGCCACCAGGCCCCAGGGAGAGAAAUAUCUCUCGAGGCCCUGCAGCCCUCCGGCAGUGCCAUAGCAGCAUGGGACAAAUGGAGAAUUCAAGCAGCCCACCUUUGGCUCAGUGUCCCAGCGACUGUCCCCGUGGGCUGUGUGCCCAUGGGCUGGCAUGCACUAAUCACCUGCAGGCUACCAGUGGUGCACUCCCGGAAGCUGUGCAGGAGCAGAGGGAAGUUCAGACUUCGGCUGUAAGAGAGGAUGCUCAUCCUACUCCAUAUGUCAGUGCCCCAACCAGACACAUCCCACUGGGAAAUUGGGUAAGAACCUGUUUGAACGCUGUGGGUCUCAAAGUUCGACUCAUGCACAAACAUUGGCAUUGGCUUACGAGAGAAUGGACAGAGAUCAUCUAGUGGAAUGGAGCAUGCAGGGUGAGACUAAUUCCCACUGCCCAACAAUAACAGAAUAAAAGUAAGAAAAAGAAAAUCUCGGCCAGGUACUGAGGGAAAACUUCCACCAGUGAGAUCCGUUAGGCUGUGGGGUUGUUUCCCCAGCGAGGGGGCUGGGGCCCCAUCUCUUGAGUUAUUUAAAACUGACCUGGAUAAAAAGAGUUUUCCUUAAAAGUCACACACAAAAUUGUCUCUAAGUGCAGGGAAGGAAUUGAGCCAAUCCCACACUGCGCGACUCAGGACGGCAGCUGCUGUCCAGCUCCAGUGUGAAACUGUUAUAGGGUUAGCAGAGUCGGGAGAGACUAUCAGCCAGUGGUGGUUUUGGUAAAAAUUGGAAAGGAGAGGACCUGCUCAGUGCAUGUGCAGGCAGUGAGGUGACACAACAUGGGCUGGGGGUUUCUGACCCGGAAGUAAAAACGUGUUCUCUUUAUUCUCAUUCUCUUUCUGUGUCCUUCCCAGACUGUGUGUGGUUCUGUGUGAGAUGUUUCUGUGAGAUCUGAGGUAGAGCUGUUAUCAUGUGCAUGCAGUAAAGAGACUUCAUACAUUUUAAA
Molecule: messenger RNA, 4537 nt
Organism: Chelonoidis abingdonii (Abingdon island giant tortoise)
Lineage: Eukaryota; Metazoa; Chordata; Testudines; Testudinidae
Source: RefSeq, a predicted model, not a curated record